GUUUGAUGUAGUGGAAGAGUCCUUGUGUGGAUUGAUGUUUAUGAGGUGUGAUUAUGUCAGCAUAUACCGAAUGACCUGCCGCAUGUCGUGACAUUCUUCCCUACCAAGUCGCACCUUCGAUGUCUUUACAUUGUAUUGUGUCGAAGCGAGACAAAAGAUGAGUGCGGCUGAUUCCGAGGACGACGGCUGCCUCUCCCCUCCCCAGUCGCCCGGACCUGGCGGACCGCCGCUGUCGCCGUCUGCACGAGCUUUAAACUCUCAGUCACAUAUUUAUAAGAUAGUCAUACUCGGGGAAGGAGGCGUAGGGAAAAGCGCUCUGACAAUGCAGUUUGUCAGUCACAGUUUCCUCGACUUCCAUGACCCCACUAUAGAGGAUGCGUAUCAGAAGCAAGCACGUAUAGAUGGUGAACCGGCUCUGCUAGACAUUCUUGACACUGCUGGGCAGGUGGAAUUCACGGCGAUGCGAGACCAGUACAUGCGGGGUGGCGAGGGUUUCGUGCUGUGCUAUUCCAUCACCGAUCGACACAGCUACGACGAGAUCAUCGAGUACAAGAAGCAGAUCCAGAGGGUACAGCAUCGAGAGGACGUGCCCGUUGUCCUAGUCGGGAACAAGUACGACCUGCAGGAACACAUGCGUCAGGUGGCGGCGGACGAGGGCAAGGCGCUGGCGCAGCAGUGGGACUGCCCGUUCUACGAGACGUCGGCCGCGCUGCGUCACUUCGUCGAUGACGUCUUCCACGCGCUCGUGCGCGAGAUCCGCAAGCGGCGGCGCGCGGAGGUGCUCGCGCUCGAGCGCCGCAACAAGAAGAAGAACCGAGGCAAGCGCAUCAAGGCCAUGCUGACGGGCGUCUUCAAGAAGAGCGCCGACUCCGAGUCGGAGUCGUCUUCGAAGUGAGCUGCGGCGACAACGACGAUGACAACUGUGACUACGGCGAUGAUGGCGGCAACGAUGGUGGUGAUGAUGGUGACAACGGCAGCAGUGACGGCAACGACUGCUGCAGUGACGACGGUAACGAUGAUGGUGAAGACAGUGACGAUGGUGACAACGGCGAUGACAGCGGCAGUGACGGCAACGGCGGCUGCAAUGACGAUGACAACGAUGGUGACGACAGUGACGAGGGUGACAACGACGAUGACGGCGAUGUUUUCAAGCGGCAGCGGCGUCACGCUGCCCUGCCGACGACUGUCCCGUCAAUCACCUUCCGUCGUAAAGAUAAGUUAACGAGUUGUCAACCCGCUUGUGUUCGGCAAUCGCAGCCCUGUCCUUCCGUCGCUGUGAUUGCAAGACGGCGGCAUCGCUUCAGCGCGCUCGUACCUAAAUCUGUCCUAAUUUUUGGUCGCGUGGCGUUUCGCGGGGCCGUUUCGUAUGCAAGUUAGGAGGUAGUUAGGAUCACAGUUUGAGCGUAAUUAAGGCGCGUCACUAAUUGCAUCCGAGAUGCAACUCAGCGAACAAAUCACGGCGAGUAGCAGCAACAAAUUAGCAAGACUAAGGCAGCGAGCCACCGACGACGUGUGCUUCGUGAAUUUAUGUAAAUUGACCUUUCAGCAUACAUGCAAUUUAGCAGUAACCAUGGCAACACUUCUUUCAACUUGAAGGCGAGGUAUGCAAGAAGAGGUGGCUAUGGCUCGUUAUAGUCAGUGUGCACGGAUGGCACACAUAAGGUGUCCCCACUCACCUGACCCAUAGUAUAGGCAAAUCCGAACGGCUUAGGCUUUAAAAACAGUGCACCACUUCAGCAGUGCACGUUGGGUGCAUGAGAUAUACAAACAACGUCGCUUCUGACCUUUUGUCUGUCUGUAGUGGCGACGCGGCCAUUGUUUUUGUUGACGGUGCUUGUGUCUAGCUGGUUCUAGAAUGCACCACAAGUGUGUAGUAAAUCACACAGCGUGUGAACCAGGCUUACUCCAUCUUGUUCACUAGCGUUCGCUGUGGUCGUGUUUAAUUAAGCAGCCCAUCGACACCAUUAGUGAAUGAACAGCAUCAACAAAUCUCUGUGGCCCUUUAAAGAUGAUAAUCGGAGCAAAUCGGCAGUUUUGCUUGAUGCUCCAUUUUGGAUUCGGACCAAAUAGGUAACCGAGCAGCUGUUAGAAUUAUUCACGUCAGACGGAUUGUAAUAGUGAAGUGCAGGCAGUCCAUAUAUGAUAACGUAUACAGUGUGUCCUGCAUCCGUGUGAGUGACCCACGGUAAGUAUUACUCGAUAGUCACACGUGUGGCACUGAUCACUGAGUGAGACUGAUGGACGGACACCUUGUCACCCACGAGCGACAUCACGUAUAGUGUGAAUGUGUGCACACAGAGCACCGAGGCUAAUGUGAAAUAGAUUACAACACGAGUAUCUUUCACUUCUCACAUUCCGUCAUGCGAGAAACUCGAAAAUGUCAAGAUGGAACGUAUCCAGCGCGGCGUGAAGUCGGCAUGACGAGCUAAAAGGGUUUAGGUGUCUACUUACCUUUGUCGCAAAGCGAUUAAGAAGAUGAUUGUGCUUGGUGAGUGCCUCAGAUUCUGCCUGUGCGUUCUCGUGAAAGAGCCAUGGUUAUGUGAUUAGCAGGCAAUACCGGGGACUAUAAAAGCCUUGUCGACUGUCUAAAGCUAGUAAGGUUCAUGUGCAUUGAGCAAAGUAAUCCUGGUCUUCCGAGUUAAAAAAAAUACUAGCACGCAAUGAAUUCACAGCGUGCUUACAGCGCGUAAAAUAUAAUGGUGAAUGUCAUGGACACGUGAUUAGCUGGUAAUGCAUGAAUGAAAGGCAUGCUGGUCACGUUAUAAGCAUACGACAUCGCUAUAAGCAAUCAACAGGGGUGGUGGGUCGAAUACCCGACGUGGUCAACAGGUAAAUAUAGACCGCGCCGUUAAUCAGUUAACACAGGCAGCCAGGGUCUAUCGCUGUAGUCAACUGCUGAGCAGGCGCCUCCACCGUAUACUGUCGAGUGAUGUACAGAAUAGCUGAAGACAUUAUUGAGCAGUCGACAUAAACUCGUGGGGUUUCGCAUGCGAGAAAUUCUUUGUGUGUAUGUGUGUGUUUCAGAGAAGGCUAUUGAGUAUUGAUUCUCCGUUCACACUUUAAACGUAUGCAUGAGCGCAGCAUAGGUCAAAGUGUGUCCAACAUCAUUACACGUGUUGGCGUGUUAGAUGCGUUUUAUAGUAAAAAGGCCUCGCUGUAGAGGGAAUUUCAUGUGAAAGCGAGAAAUCCGAUAAAAGGAGUAUUAACGGAAAUUUGCUUCUAGAAUUUUGCGUUGAUGCCUAUUUUCACGCCUGACUACAAGUGUUUGCUGUUGCGGCAAUGUGAGAAAUAGGAGAUUAAAUAAAAAAAAAAGCAAGAAAAAUCCCGAGUCAUUGUUGUUAAAUAUUAGCACUGUACAGGCGUAUUGAUAUAAUUUUGUGAUGAUAUAAGCAAAUGCACGUAAACUGAACGAGACUGUUGAUAUUAUUAUGCUGUUAUAAUAUAUUAUAUGUAUUAUAUCUGUA
This is a messenger RNA of Priapulus caudatus, 3464 nucleotides long. RefSeq names its product GTP-binding protein Rit1-like. The transcript has 5 exons. The record is from RefSeq and is a predicted model, not a curated record. Gene Ontology annotation, molecular function: GTPase activity; GTP binding; calmodulin binding. NCBI's taxonomy places the organism in Eukaryota, Metazoa, Priapulida, Priapulimorpha, Priapulimorphida, Priapulidae. Gene Ontology annotation, cellular component: plasma membrane. Bases 158 to 895 code for a protein of 245 amino acids. Gene Ontology annotation, biological process: Ras protein signal transduction.